AUGGGGGCUACCUAUGGUAUCACAUUUGGCGGCUUGUUUGCCACCGUACUGCAGAUUGGGUCUACGUUCUUCCCAGCGCGCCCUGCGGCCUUGCCACUCGCGGUCAAGUCAGCAUACUUUAGUGCUUGGCUUCCUGCAGGAAGCAAUGAUAACAAGGGUGGCUAUCUUCCUGGUCGGUGGCCAACAUUCUGGACGUACACACAUGCAUACUCACGACAAUGCUGGCCAGAGCUAUUCUUAUGCAGGCGCCAGUAUCUUGGAUGGACUGGAUUGAUAGAGUUCGAUGGGAAGGCUUUGACGUGGAUGGGCGCCCCGAGUUAA
This is a messenger RNA of Plenodomus lingam JN3, 321 nucleotides long. NCBI's taxonomy places the organism in Eukaryota, Fungi, Ascomycota, Dothideomycetes, Pleosporales, Leptosphaeriaceae. The record is from RefSeq and is a predicted model, not a curated record.